Tribolium castaneum (red flour beetle) is the source of this 4061-nucleotide messenger RNA. RefSeq names its product Phosphodiesterase 9 (gene Pde9). Gene Ontology annotation, molecular function: 3',5'-cyclic-GMP phosphodiesterase activity. The transcript is spliced from 10 exons. The record is from RefSeq and is a predicted model, not a curated record. Bases 387 to 3203 code for a protein of 938 amino acids. Gene Ontology annotation, biological process: cGMP catabolic process; signal transduction. Lineage: Eukaryota; Metazoa; Arthropoda; Insecta; Coleoptera; Tenebrionidae.
GCCAAUAUUCCAGUUUUGUUGCCGCGACUUUGUUGAGAGGAUGUUCCGAUGAUUUUGAAAUAAGCGCGUUCGAAACGAUUUUCCAAACAAAUUCAAAAGGGAACGAAAAUCCCGGACUUUUGCAGUGAACUGUCGUCAUGCGUUCGAUGUGUUGUUAGUGAUAAUAAAUUAUCAUCAAGCACGGAAUUAAAUUUGUGUGAAUUGCGCUGAAUUCUGACUAAAUAUUUAAACACGUGGAUUGUAAAUAAGCCGCAACUGAUCGAAGCGUAGGAUGGCAGCAGCGAGUGGGCGCGCCGUCAAGCCCUUGGCCAUCCUGCGGCUGACCAGGAGCUGGGGAAGAGCGACUUGGGGGCCGCUUAAGCGAUGAGCCGGUGGCCGAGUCGCUCAUGGACCUCCCCACGACGGUGCAGGUGUAUUUCAGCGUGGGGCAGCGCCACGAGGCAGCGCUUUUCCGCUCCGACUCGCCCGCGGAACAGAUUAAAGAUUUAUUCAGAUCUGCCUCCGAGGCUGGUCCCCGGGACAUUCUGAAACUGUACAACACCUCCGGUCAAUUGUUGAACAUCAGCGGAGAUUUGCCUCCCAACACACCAGACAGCAGGUACUCUCUGCAAGUGGUGGCCGCCAACGGCUUCGCUAUGCUCCAGGAAUCGACCGGAAACAGCCUAAAAGCUCUGGAAGCUCGAGUAUCCGCCAUCGAAAGACAGCUACGAUCCGAACUGCCGCUGCCUCCCGCCGUCGAAGAGCUCCAGAGACAAGUGGAGGAGUUCCGGGAGAAGCUUGAGACUACGGAGAGUCUGAGCUGGCUCGGAUUCUACAAGCAGCUUCCGGAACCCAUCUCGAGUGAAGAGUGCCGCCGUUUGCAGUACCGGCGAAAAAGCGACUCGGUGAAAAAACGAGUGAAGCAAAACUUCGCCAACAUUUGUGAAGCUCAAGUUUCGGAUGCGAUUCGACAGUGGCUGAGGACACCGACGUUCGACGCCAGGCCCUGGGAGGACGAAGAAUUGCUUCUCCUGCUUCAACAAAUGUAUCUCGAUUAUGAUCUCUGUUCAAAGUUUGCUAUUGACAUAAAUACGCUUAGAAAUUUCCUCUACGAAGCCUACAAGAAUUAUAAUGACGUGCCCUUUCACAAUUUUAGACACUGCUUCUGCGUCGCACAAAUGAUGUACGCCAUCUCUUGGAGCGUGGAUUUGCCCUCGAAAGUCGGCGAUUUGGAAGUUUUGAUUUUGCUAACAUCGUGCAUCUGUCACGAUCUGGACCAUCCCGGUUACAACAACAUUUACCAAAUCAACGCAAAGACCGAAUUAGCGAUCCGUUAUAACGACAUAUCGCCGUUAGAGAAUCACCACUGUAGCGUAGCAUUCAGGAUACUCGAAAACGAAGACUGCAACAUAUUCAAGUCUUUCAAAAGCGAGGAUUUCAAAACAGUGCGCGAGGGCAUCAUCAGGUGCAUAUUAGCUACAGACAUGGCUCGACAUAAUGAAAUCCUCACCAACUUCAGGGAGAUUACGCCCAAUUUUGACUAUAACGACAAAGCUCACGUUAAUUUGCUUUGUAUGGUCCUUAUCAAAGUGUCGGAUAUAUCGAACGAAGCGCGGCCGAUGGACGUGGCGGAACCUUGGCUCGAUAGACUCCUGCAAGAAUUCUUCAAACAAAGCGACGCCGAGAAGCUGGAAGGGUUACCUGUCACCCCGUUCAUGGACAGGGAGAAAAUAACGAAACCCUCGUCUCAGUGUUCAUUUAUCGGCUUCGUCCUCCUCCCAUUGUUCGAAGCGUUGGGAGACUUACUUACUGAGUUACAAGAUCUCAUUGUUCAACCGGUUCGCGAAGCGCUGGAAUAUUAUAGGAGAUUAAACGAAGCGACGAGAGAGGAGCGACUUCACAGGAAAAGUAUAGUGUCUGAGAUGACGGACCAGCACACCCCAUCCACACAAAGCCCCGAUAGCGCCGUUACCGUUCCCAAAUCGCUUUCGAAUGCCAGUGUUAAGCUGAAAAAGAGCCUCAGCUUCCAGCAAAAUAGGUCGAGGUCCCGAUCCACCGACGAAGACACCGAACAGAGCUUCGGCAGCGGCAACAUGAUCGGCGAGGAGCAAAGCCUCGAAGACGUGGUCGAAGACCCCGAAAGCGGCGAAUCGGAAACCGCCACCGAAGUCGAAGUCUCAGAAAAGGCCCUCAAGUUCAAAAUAUCGACCGAAAGUAGCGUGGGAACCGGUCGCAAAAGCUACCCCGGCUCCAGGAAAGGCAGCCGGGAACGCGUCCAACACUUCAACAGCUCUGAACUCGCUCGAAUGAUCCAGAAGGGCAAACUGCGCUCCGCCGGCUUCAGCUUCGACCAACACUGCAUGAUAGGCAACAAGAAGUUAUCCUUCGACACUCCGGAGUUUUUGGACGAGUACGCUUUAACCUUGAAGAAGCGGCUGGACGACCAAUCGGACAGCGAGGAGGAGAAGCAAUGCGUGGUCUCGAAAGAGACCCUCAACUUGAACAAGCGCAACUCGGAGCAUUUGGUCAAGAUCCCGUCGAACCUGGAGGAGAAACGCAGCAUUCUAAAGUGUUCUGACAAUAAAUCUUUCACGAACGCGGACAAACUCCGGAUGAACAACGUGAAGUCGUCCCUCGAAGACGACGAGAAACUGAUCGUCAACAACCGGAAGAACAGUCAGUCGCGAGUGAACAAUACCAGUGAUAGCGUUAACAGUAUUGACAAGGACGAAGUGCGGAAAGUGCAAGCGGCGGCCGGGAGUCCGCGGAACAGCCGUUCGAUUUUCUCCCGCUUUCGGCAGUUCACCGAUCGGUUCAGUCUUUCGGUGGACAAAGACUCGAAGGUGAAGCACCCGAAGAACAACAACAGCACGCGAAACCCCUUCCCGCACAAGAAGAAGAAGCUGGAGACGCCGUGCUGCCGCAGCUUGGAGGAAGUUGGCCGUGCGAGCACACUCCCGAAGACCAAGAGCAAGAAAGCGUGGAAGUUCCUGGUGCUGGGCAAGGAGAAGGACAAGUGGGCGUCUGACGCAGCUGUGGAUAAGCUCGCUGUGGUCGAAACCGACAAUCAAUCUCUACCGUCUACCUCACAGCUGCAGAGUAAUUGCGCGAGUCCCAAGACGCACUUGGAGAAGUUGGAAAUUGUGAGCUUGAAGGAGUUCAAGGUGGAGGAAACGGUGGAAAAAACAGGGGUUGAAAAGGGUGAAGAGGGUGGAGUGAUUUGACAAGAGAUCAAUCCCCCCGAAAGGGAGAGUUUCGCUAGAUACAUUUUUUGUCGGUGUUGUAAAUAUAAACCAAAUGUAAGAAAUAAUGUGUAGGCCGUUCUUUUUAUUUAUUUAUAUUUAUUUUUGCGUUUAGAAUAACUGUGUACCCGUCUAGUAUCUCCGAACAUAUCCCUUCAAUAGAAUAAUCAAAAGUUUUAACCGAUUAUUUCCGACACGGCAGACAAGAAUGUUGCUUCACGAUAAAGGUACAAAUGAGAUUAUCAAAAUUAAGGCACAAUUGUAUUAGAUAUUAUAAGUUGUAAUUACUCUCAGUCAGUCCUUUCCUUGUAAUAUUAUUUAUUGAUUACAAUAGCGAAUCGUUAUGUUUUAUAAUAAAACAGAUUUUAUAACAUUUUUUAUAAGAUAUUGUUUAUAAAAGAUAUUUAUCCAUGUGAUUCUAGUCUGAUAAAAAUGAUAUUUAGUUCAAUAUUAUUUUUAUGUGUGCAUUUACUAGGAUUAGGAAAAUCUUAAUAUUUUCGUACCAGAGACAUGGUCAUUUAUUUUUUUCGUUACCUCAUACUUUUCAAAAUGUGCUGGAAUUUGAAAGUGACGAUCUGGUGCUAAAAAUUGAAAAUUCUUUGUUGUUAACAGAGAUUGUUGGUAAUUUUAUUUUGUUUUGUAUAGUUUUUUCAAAAAUAUGAGGACCAUUGAAGCCUGUAAAUCCUUUUUAUCUUCUAAAGAGAAAAUCUAUAUUCUUCCUAUUGCUAGAUGAAUAAGUGAUAUAUUUAGAAAAUAACACUAAAAUAUUUUACUUAGGUUAUAAUAUGUCCAUAUGCCAAUGUAAAAUAAAAAGAUAUUGAUUAAAUGUCUAAAGUAAAA